Messenger RNA from Danio aesculapii, 3466 nucleotides. RefSeq names its product syntaxin-binding protein 4. NCBI's taxonomy places the organism in Eukaryota, Metazoa, Chordata, Actinopteri, Cypriniformes, Danionidae. Gene Ontology annotation, molecular function: protein binding. The record is from RefSeq and is a predicted model, not a curated record. Bases 1 to 2127 code for a protein of 708 amino acids. The transcript has 22 exons.
AUGUCCUAUUUGAAUCCCCGAGGGAGAGAGCUCGAGCGUUUUGAUGGACUUUCGCUCAUUUACUGGACACUAAUGGGUCCGUAUGGAGUAGAUCGAGCAGUGCAUUCAAUGGAUUUUACAGACUGUGAGAAUGGACUAGGAAUCAAAGUGAUCGGUGGUGUGAAAGAACUAACAGGAGAGGAAUAUGGUGUUUAUGUGAAGAGGAUCUUACCUGGUGGCCUUGCUUCCAGUGAUGGAAACCUGCAGCCUGGAGACCAAAUCCUGGAGGUGAACGGUGAAAGUUUGAUUGGCGUGACAAGUGAAAGAGCGGUGGACAUUCUCAGAGCAGCAUCUUCAACCAAUCACAUGCGCCUUCUCAUAGCCAGAGAUGAGGAAGCCAGGCGAGAAUUUGCAGAGCUUCUUGAAAAGUACGGCUCAAAUGGCAGCACAGGUUCUACCAGGAAUUCUCCAAUUCAGCAUACAGGCAGAUAUUUGGACAGCACAUCAUCAGGAUCUUCAUCAAGAUCUCAAAGUCCUUUAUUGCUGAGUCCUGCUGGAUCUCAGAGUAAUUACAACAACACCGGACCCUUGCUACGCUCCUUAAGUCACCCAGGUGAAGGGGUGAUUCAGCUGAUAACAGUGGCUCGCUCCUGCAGUCUGGGUAUCACCAUUGGUGGUGGCUCCAACAGACCUGAUGGCCCUGCAGUUUUUAUCCAGGAAGUGCUGUCUGGAGGAGACUGUCAUCGGGAUGGACGGCUCAGACCCGGAGAUCAGCUUAUCGCCAUUAACAAGGAAUCACUGAUAGGAGUCACCUAUGAGGAGGCCAAAAGCGUGCUCAAUAAGGUCAAAUUCAGUCAGGACCCGGUGGUGGAUGUUGCCUUCAUCCCAGGAAAAGGACCCUUUUCCAGCAGCCCUUCGUUGCAUAAUGGAGUUCAGAGAGGGGUUGGGAACGGAUACAACUCCAGCCGGUUAAAGGUUCAUGUGCGAUCUCCUGAGAUGCGACAAGAGGAAACGGCUCCAGUUCUUUCCUCCUCUCCGGAUAUCUGUCCUCCAGACAUACAGGUUUCAGCCUCCACCGCACAGAGACCAGCCACUGUUUCCAAACCCAAGAUCUCGCUGGACCCCCACAUACGGCUCAAAUCAGAGAAGCUGGAUCUGGCUUUGUCGUACCUGGGUCUGGAUGUGACAGAUGAGAAGAGACGGCAGCUCAGAGAGAGUCUCACCACAGACCCUCAGGGAACAGUCUCAUAUGGAGACUUUGUGGAGGCCACACGCAGUGUCUAUCAGGAGAAGCUGGAGGAGGUGGGCCUGGGACAGGGACCAUUUAUGUUCUCCUACCAGGAAGCAGCUAGUUUGAUGGACACCUCUGCCUUUCAUUCCCCAACAUAUGAAUCAGAGUGCAGCUACAGCAGUGAAGAGCUGGAGGAGUUUCAAAAUGAAGUCAAACAUCUCCAGGUGCAGAUGAAACAACUCAAGGGGAUGCUGAAAGACACAGAGGACAGUAAGAAGACUCUGGAGGAUGAACUGCAGAAAACAGCUGAGAAGGCCACAGCCACGCUGGAGGAGAAUAAGUGUCUGAAGAGUAAACUGCAGGUGGCAGAAGCUGUGCAGAGACAGACCAACAGUGCAGAACAGGACUAUGAGGAGGUCAUUCAGCUCCUGGAGGCCGAAAUCAAAGAUCUGAAGAACCAGCUUGCCGGCAAGAAAAAGAGAGGCCUAGAGGCCACUAAGGAGGAUGUGAUGGAUUUGAACAGAAGGCUGACAGCCAUUGACAGCCAGUUCAGAAAGUCUGAACUCACUCGAAAACACUUGGAAAUAUCCAACAAGAAGCUCCUUGGCUUUGCCCAGAACGUCCACAAAGUACUCACCAACAGUUACUUAUUCGGGAUUGAAAAUGGGAGUGCACAAGCAUCUCCAGCAGCCGACAGCCCCGACACACCGUCCCCGAUCCCAGACUCGGCCUGCCAGCUCGCAGCAGAGGCCAAAGAGCUCGUGGAUGGAGUCUGCUCGCUUUGCACUGAGGAUCACACAUUACCGCAGUACGUAGAGGGAUCUGUUAUGAAGGCCGAAGAGGACUGUGAUUCAGAUCUCCAAUGGCCACAGCCUCCUGUCCUCGGGACUCCAGCGGCCGAGCGAAGAGGACAAUAGAGCAUCCAGAUCAACCAGAUCAACCACAACAUCUGAACUCAAAGCAUACUGUGGAAAAUAAGAGACUGUGAGCUUUCACUCCUUCAGUUCAUUCUUCAGAGGCCUGAGCUCAACUCAAACUCAUUUUUUAAAGCCGUCCAUGUGUAUAUAUAACAAGUAGCAGUACUCAAUGUCAUAAUAUAAAGCAGAAAUCAACCCAGGGGACUGAAAUCGGCUCUUUGAGAUGCUCCAAUGCGGUUUCAGUCUCGUCAGCAUAACAUUUACAGCAGAUGGUUACCAUACGACAAUGAUUUUUUGUCCGAAUAUUUCCUCAUUGAACAACUGUAAUGAAACACAUGCGACCGUGCAGCUGACCUCUCUAUUAGAGUUAGGUGUGUUAUAUACAUGUAUGACAUUUCACUUUAGAAAUACACGUUGGGACAGUCCUUACUCGUCAUCAUUUGAUAUGAUGCUUAUUUGUAUCUGUUCUGAGAAGUGCUAUGAAGUUUUGAAGAUUUUAUAUUUUGGGUCCAGAUAUUUUAUUAUUAUUCAGAGACAGGUAGACAUGCUCGCUUCUGAAGUAUGUGCACGGCUGCCAUCUUGAACCUUGUAAAUCUUGCCGUUGAACCCUCUGUGUCCUCUUCACAUCUCUAGUAAUUAUGCCAGUCUUUGCUCAGACAAGUUUGCGCGAAAGGUCUGUCCAAUGUCACUCAGCAUCCACUGCAUUGGUAUUGGUUUCUAUGAUGGAUGGGAACUUCCUUUAAGACUGCUGAAUUUGCUGGAAAAUAAGUCGUACAAAGGCCAAAUUACAACAAAGGCUAGAUAACAGUAGAUAAAUGCCAGUUGCAUCACUGUGGCACAACAAAAUCUUAUCGUAAUUCACUGUUUGGUAAAAUAUGGAUGAACUCGAUGUUGGGUUAAUUUUUUCAAUUAAAUUUAAAAUGGCUAUUUUAACUCAACCGUUGGUUUUGUCCAUUUUGCACACAGCAUUGUGUUACAACCCAGCCGGCACAGGACGUUAACAUGAUGUCAGAUUGGGGUUGUAUCCCCUUGUCAUGGGACGUUAUAUUUUGUUUGAAAAUGAAAAUUGGGUUGACGUCAGAAUCCAACAUCAGGCUGACGUCAAUGCCCAACGUCGGACAGACGUUACAUUUAGGUCACUUUCCAACACAACCUAAAAACAACAAAAUAUCAACGUCUAAUGAUGUUACAGCUUGACGUUGUGUGGAUGUUACCACUAUGAUGUCUAUCAGAUGUUGGAUUUUGGUUGCCAUACCUGACAAAUUAAUGUCAGUAUUUGACGUCAAUAUGGCGUUGGUUUAAGAUGUUGGCUUGACGUUGGAUUUUAGUCACUUUCCAA